Molecule: messenger RNA, 792 nt
Organism: Leptonychotes weddellii (Weddell seal)
Lineage: Eukaryota; Metazoa; Chordata; Mammalia; Carnivora; Phocidae
Gene: ODF4
Product: outer dense fiber of sperm tails 4
Source: RefSeq, a predicted model, not a curated record
AUGGGGGCAGGGGACUUUAGGGAUGAGUUCCCGGGGUCAGGAGGAGAAAGGGAUGAGCACCAGACACUUGGAAAGGAAGUCGGAUGCUGAGAAGCAGGAUGGGGCAGAGGGAAGCUGGCUCAAGAAGAGCGGGUAAAGAACUCACUCUCUGAGCCCAGAAGUAGCAGUCAGGGGCUCAGGGAUUACAGCUCAGAGCCCCGGAGGGUCUCCGUGUUGCCCCUGUGGUGGAGAAUUACACACAGCUCCCGCUGCAUAGCGCAGGUCCUGGCCUCAGAGCUCAGCCUGGUCGCCUUCGCCCUGAUGCUGGUCAUGGUCUUCUCCAAGAAAUGGCUGUGCCCCUCUCAAAGCCGCUUCUACCAGCGCUGGCCCACCAACGUCAGCACCAGAAUCUACACGGCCACUCACGUCAUGUCCAUGGGGCCCCUGGGGAUCUGCAAAUCCAAGAGCUGUUCCAACUCAGAAAAUUGGAAUGUUAUCCUUAUUUUCUUCACCCUGAUGUUGUUUCCUAUUAACCUCUGGAUCUUUGAGUUGAAGAAGAAUUUAUCAGUCCCCAUCGGCUGGAGCUAUUUCAUAGGCUGGCUGGUGUUUGUCCUCUAUGUCACCUGUGCAGCCCUCUGUUACUUCAACCACCAACACUUCUGGAUGGUGAUUAUGAACCGUCCCUGUGGCACUAAGUUCUGCAGCAACUGCUCCAGCCCUCUACAAAACUUGCUGAAGAAGCCGGUUGUCUCACAUGCCUCUAUCACCCAGAGGGAAGUCCCGGAUCCUGAGCAAAAGAAGGCAUCUUCGUAA